Williopsis jadinii is the source of this 2145-nucleotide messenger RNA. It is a transcript of the gene GUS1, whose product is annotated as glutamate--tRNA ligase GUS1. The coding region runs from base 1 to 2145 and encodes 714 amino acids. NCBI's taxonomy places the organism in Eukaryota, Fungi, Ascomycota, Saccharomycetes, Phaffomycetales, Wickerhamomycetaceae. Gene Ontology annotation, cellular component: cytoplasm; cytosol; methionyl glutamyl tRNA synthetase complex. The transcript has a single exon. Gene Ontology annotation, biological process: glutamyl-tRNA aminoacylation; translation. The record is from RefSeq and is a predicted model, not a curated record. Gene Ontology annotation, molecular function: ATP binding; glutamate-tRNA ligase activity.
AUGUCUUAUUCGCUUACAAUUGCUGCCAAGGCCCCUGUGGUUGCGUACGACGCACUCACAGCCGCUGCCUUCGUCAACUCUGAGACCGACAGCUCCAUCACGGUGGACUUUGUCGAUGAGAAGGCCGUUGACGGGGCCUCUGUUGUGCUCAAGGCCGGCACCGAGACCGUGAAGGACGGUGCUGUUGUUGAGAAGCUGGCCAGCGAGUUCCCUGAGGUGCUUGUUGGCGCUGGCCAGUCUGCUGAGUGGGUCCAGGUGGCCUCCAGCGAGCUCGUUGUGAAGGAUUUCAAGAAGCUGGCGGUCUCACUGGAGAAGCUGGAUGCUCACCUGAACCUGCGCUCCUUCAUCGUAGGAUACUCCGUCUCUGUUGCCGAUAUUGCGGUCUGGGGUGCGCUGAGAUCCAACGGUAUGGUUGGUUCCAUCAUCAAGAACACCGUCUACACGAACGUGACCAGAUGGUACCAGUUUUUGGAGCAGGACAAGAGAUUCGGAGGCAUGGUUGAGCUGAUGGCGAAGGCCGUUGCGGAGUUGAAGAAGAAGUCCAAGGUCAAGGCCGAUGGUAAGAAGGAGUCUCACAAGGCCAACUUCGACAUCGACCUUCCAGAUGCUAAGGAAGGCCAGGUGGUGACCCGUUUCCCACCAGAGCCAUCUGGGUACCUGCACAUUGGCCACGCAAAGGCUGCUAUCUUGAACAAGUACUUUGCGGACCAGUACAAGGGUAAGCUGAUCAUCAGAUUCGACGACACCAACCCUUCGAAGGAGAAGGUUGAGUUCCAGGACUCCAUCAUCGAGGACUUGAAGUUGCUGGGUAUCAAGGGUGAUAAGCUGACGUACUCCUCUGACUACUUCCAGGAGAUGUACGACCUUGCUGUCCAAUUGAUCAAGGAAGGCAAGGCCUACGCAGACGACACCGUCCAGGAGAAGAUGAGACAGGAGAGAAUGGACGGUAUCGCCUCCGAGAGACGUGAUCGCUCAGUCGAGGAGAACUUGAGAAUCUUCACCCAGGAGAUGAAGAACGGUACCGAGGAAGGGUUGAAGAACUGUAUUCGUGCAAAGAUCUCUGUCGACAACCCUAACAAGGCCCUCCGUGACCCUGUUAUCUACAGAUGUAACUUGACUCCACAUCAUAGAAGUGGGUCAGAGUGGAAGAUGUACCCAACAUAUGACUUCUGUGUGCCAGUCGUCGACUCCUUGGAGGGUGUUACCCAUGCCUUGCGUACCAUUGAGUAUAGGGACAGAAACCCACAGUACGACUGGUUCUUGGAGGCAUUGAAGCUGAGAAAGGUGCACAUCUGGGACUUUGCCAGAGUCAACUUUGUCAGAACACUGCUGUCUAAGCGUAAACUGCAGUGGUUUGUUGACAAGGGCUACGUCUCCAACUGGGAUGAUCCAAGAUUCCCUACCGUCAGAGGUGUCAGAAGACGUGGUAUGACUGUUGAAGGUCUGAACAACUUUGUCAUCUCUCAAGGUCCUUCAAGAAACGUCAUCAACUUGGAAUGGUCCAUCAUCUGGGCCAUGAACAAGAAGGUUAUUGACCCAAUUGCACCACGUCACACUGCAAUCGUCAGCCCAGUCAAGGUCCACAUCGAAGGUGCGCCAUCUGAGCCUGUUGUUGAGAAGAAGCCAAAGCACAAGAAGAACCCAGAUGUCGGUGAAAAGGACGUUAUCUUCUACAACCAGGUUUUGAUUGACCAGGACGAUGCCAACUCCCUGGAGGAUGGCGAAGAGCUCACCUUGAUGGACUGGGGUAACAUUAUCGUCACCAAGCUCAACAAGGAAGGUGACAAUGUCACCUCCAUCGAGGCCAAGCUUCACCUGGAGGGUGAUUUCAGAAAGACCAAGCACAAGGUGACUUGGUUGGCUGAUACUCCGGAGAAGGUUGAUGUUGACCUCGUUGACUUUGAUCUCCUGAUCACCAAGGACAAGUUGGAAGAAGGUGACGAUUUCGAAGACUUCAUCACCCCAGAGACCGAGUUCCACACUGCUGCUCUUGGUGAUUUGAACAUCAAGAACAUGAAGGUUGGUGACAUUAUCCAGUUUGAGAGAAAGGGUUACUUCAGAUUGGACAAGAUCGAAGAUGGAAAGUACACUUUCUUCACCAUCCCAGACGGAAAGGUUGUCAACAAGUACGGUGCUAAGAAAUAA